AUGUUAUCGACGAGAAAUAACCUAUAUGAAAAUCCGGAUCUGGUCGAAGGUGAUAUGCUGUUUCCUGCUGAGUUUGCAAAUAGUAUUCGUGGAGUUGCAGCCCGUGGUUCUUCGGUACCUUGGACAAAAGGCAUUGUACCAUAUGAAAUCUUACCUGGAUAUGCUUCUACACAACAGGCGUUUAUUAUCGCUACAAUGCAAAAAAUGGAACGCUUAAUAGCAGUUAACAAUUAUAAAUGUAUUCAGUUUCGGCCAAGAAUAGCCUCGGAUAUCUAUUAUAUAACAAUUGUCAAUGGCCAAGGCUGUGCAUCUUAUGUCGGACAAAACACAGGUGUUACUAUGGCACGAACAGUAACAUUGCAACAUCCUGGUUGCAUAGGUGAAGCACAUAUCAUGCAUGAAUUACUGCAUGCAUUAGGUUUUUACCAUGAACAAUCAAGACCAGAUCGUGAUGAUUAUGUCAGAAUUAAUUAUGCGAAUAUUCAAUACGGUAUGAUAAACAACUUUGAUAAAUAUACCAACACAGCAGUGGAUACACAAAAUACUCCAUAUGAUUACAAAUCUGUUAUGCAUUACGAGAAAAAUACUUUCUCAGUAAAUGGUUUGCCGACCAUCGAGCCACUUGUUUCAAAUGUUUCAAUUGGACAACGUGAUAACAUGAGUUUGAUUGAUAUACAAGAGGUGAGAUUAUUUUAUAAUUGUUCUGCAAUUGGUACUACGCUACCACCGAUUUCAACAACGACAACAAGUAAAUAA
Molecule: messenger RNA, 756 nt
Organism: Adineta steineri
Lineage: Eukaryota; Metazoa; Rotifera; Eurotatoria; Adinetida; Adinetidae
Source: the annotation of a GenBank genome assembly